AUGGCUCCGGGUAUCAGUGAAACCGACCUACAACGCCCUAACGCGCCCCCUAUUACCCGCGCCCACUCGCGACGCCAACAAUUCACAAACGAUGAGGUCGAUCCAUUACUUUCCGACCUGUCUCCAUCCUCCACCCUAGACGCCCUGAUAUCCACGAGUGCGGUUUCCAAAGCCAGAGAUAGAAGCCGAUCUUUUGUUGAAGCUAGCGUAGCCAAUGUGACAGAGUCUGAAAGGGCCUGGGGCAUUCGCGCCGCUCUUGCUGGCAAGAAGAUUCGUGAAUGGCGAGAUGAGCUUCUCGAAUGGCCGUGGAAGAAGGGGAACGAUCCUCAGCUCAAUGGGUUCGAGAGACCACGGGACGAGAAAAUCAUACAAGGUUAUACAUCCCGCGUAGAAAUCAUCCGCGAUGACAUGAAGACAAUGCAAGUCGAAGAGUUGAAGGAGCAUGUCCGUCAAGUUCAUGUUCGACCCGAAGCCACUACGAGAGACUACGAAAAGCUUGAAGAUUUCACAGCCAUCAUCACGGCAACCAUCGUGCAGAGCUUACCCCCACUUGCCCAGCUACACAGUCUCCUCAACACUUGGUCUCUUCGCUUGAUAGUACUGAGACGCUCUCCCCCAUUCCUGAAUGAGUUGCAUGGUUGUCAAGAAUCCAUCGUCUCAGCUUGCUUAGCAAUUGGACAAAAUAACGCAGACUUGCCAAUUGCAAAGCCAGACUUCAACCGAAGGGCUUUCAUGGAAAUUCAAGCCAUCCUGCAAGAUCAGACGACACACUUGGGGACUAAUAUUGACGGUAUGCUGGACGUUCUGGAGGGAAGUCAGGAUACUCUUCCCGAUGACUGGAUUGAUGCCGUGGACAAAGUCGAGAAUGAUUACAGCUCAUGGGUUGUGAAAGCUGAGGAAUUGGUGCUCAACAAUGAGUUGGCGGCCUCGUUCCAGCAUCCGAUUCCUACUGAACAGAAGAGUAAUCCAAUUGAUGACAACCCUGUCUUGGAGGCACCGGAGAGGAACCUAAGAGAAUCAAAGGCUAGCGUGACAACCCUAGAAACGAGCACGCCCGAACCAAUAGCGGACGCACCCGAGCAGAACGAGCAUACUCCGGAACGGAGCAUUGGUGGGAUAGAGCAGGAAGCCAACACCGCGGAGCAAAAACCCCGCACACCGGUGCGAGAGACAGAGUCCUCACAGGAAUCGGACUUAGAGACAAGCACACGGGCCAAGUCGGAGCUCACGACAAGCCGCCUCUUCGAUGGCGCCGACAGUGUGCCUCCUACACCUGGGCUUUCCAACAAUGAUGGGCUGAAGGAAACACCAAUCGGCGGCCAGACCAGAAAUGAUGAUACCACUCAGGAUGUAGGAGACCCGGUGCCAUCGAAAGAUAUUCCACCGUCUCUGCAGGACGGUCAGGGUGCAGCGUCUCAAUUUGACGAGGGAGAGGAACUCCUAGGCGUCGUGUCUGCGCCAGAAUUGAGUCGUGGGAUUGACUCCUUUCCAAAUGGACGGUUCGACCCAAUAGGGAUGGUGCCAACCCCACGAGAUCCAGCCUUCCAAGAUCCGGGUCAUGAGGAAUCUCCGUCUUCCCAAGGAUCGUUGAUUUCUGGCGCUUCCUCUGGUACAUCAAGCCCUGAAAUUAUGAACGCGUCCAUCGCUGCCAAUCCAGGUUCCCCAAUAAGAGUGACGACUCCAUUAUCGCCUCGUAGGAUGAAAUUCGAAGACAAUGAUGACUCAUAUUUUUCAAGCGGCGUGGCCUCAUCUACCCCAUUGGCACACACAAAGUCUGUCCGGGACAGGAGAAUUAGUAGAGAUUCUACAAAGCUCUAUGCCGGCUUACCAAGGGACGAAAAUGGCAACUCGAUUUCAUCAGCAAGACCACGGAGCCGCUUUGAGACAUAUGAAGACUUCUCAACUGCUUCAAUGCCUUUGAAGCUUCAAAAAACACGACUGGCAAAGCCUGAAGUCAACAGACCGCCCACUCCGACGGAAUUAAGCCCACCAAGACCCAAGGACAAGCUCGAAGCUCGCAUUAGUACAAUUUUACACAGCAUACCAGCUGACAUCCGGUUGAAGUCCAGUGGGGCAAAAACGCCCCCACCAUCUACGGCUCUACAUACUCCAAAUCAGAAAGGGCUUUUGAAGCGCUCCGUCACACCUAAGUCCCGUCCAAAGACGCCUACAUCUGCCCCUGCGCUCACGCUCGCUCCUGCGAGCUCAGGUCAUGACAAAGGAUGUGACGACUCUGGAAUUAAAGUAUACCAUCUUCAACAACCAGGUGUAAAGGAAUCCACGCCGGUCAAGCUCUAUGUACGCCUCGUGGGUGAGUCUGGCGAGCGAGUCAUGGUCCGAGUCGGCGGCGGCUGGGCCGACCUCGGCGAAUACCUGAAAGAGUACGCCCUUCACCACGGAAGCACACAGCGCUCCAUUUCAGACUACAAUGGACAGAUGAGUCAGCAGAAUGCGAUGACCCCAUCACCAGCACCAGGAACGCCAAAGAGCCGCCCUUCGUCACGGUCUUCAUGGGCUGACGCUGGUGACGCGCCUUCGCCUUGUCCACCGCACGGUCUAGGGCUUGCGGGUCCCAAGGGCAAAGACGUUGCGAUCGAACCGAGUCAUCAGGCUUGGGUCGAUGAUAUGCUGGAGCAAGCCACCGUUUGGGGACGAACUGAGAAGUCGAACGAGGAGAUUGCCAUUGCGGAAAAGAAAGGGUUGGGUUGGUUGGGUAGGGCGGGGUCUACGAGCAAGGUUUUUCUUAGGAAGGCGGGCAGGACGGCUUCGGGUCCCAGUUGA
Messenger RNA from Bacidia gigantensis, 2781 nucleotides. RefSeq lists its product as uncharacterized. Gene Ontology annotation, molecular function: microtubule binding. The transcript has a single exon. The record is from RefSeq and is a predicted model, not a curated record. NCBI's taxonomy places the organism in Eukaryota, Fungi, Ascomycota, Lecanoromycetes, Lecanorales, Ramalinaceae. Bases 1 to 2781 code for a protein of 926 amino acids.